Molecule: messenger RNA, 999 nt
Organism: Panicum hallii
Lineage: Eukaryota; Viridiplantae; Streptophyta; Magnoliopsida; Poales; Poaceae
Exons: 3
Coding region: 149-868 (239 amino acids)
Source: RefSeq, a predicted model, not a curated record
CGCACUACCCCGCCCAGCCGCCGCUGAUACCCUCCACCACCGGAUCUUCUGGCCGUCCUUUUGCGGCACCCGAUCAUCCGCCUGCUCGCCGCCCUCCGCCGGCUUGGGCGAGAGCGAAGGAGAUGGCUGCUCGGGGUGCUUGCGGGGAAUGCCAUCGGUUACAUGCUGCCGCGCGGGGCUCCUCUGUCGCAGCACCCGGAUCCAGCGCCGCGGCGUCGGCGCUAACCACAUCAGCGCCCUCCCCGACAGCAUGCUCCUCCAGGUCCUCGUCUGCCUCGGCUGCGCCCGCCGGUGGCGCGGCCUCUGGGCCCUCCUCCCCGAGCUCACCUUCCACAACAUCGGGCCCGAGCCGCUCCGCUCCGCGCUCGCCCAGGAUAAUUUGGGCGAUGUUACCCGGAGCUUUGAGCAAGAGAUGUCCCGAAUUCCAGUGAGAAAUAUCUCUUGUUUAGCGCUGGAACUGGCAACAGAAGAGCAUGUUUAUGGAGCAGUGUUGCUGGAUCUUCUUGGGCUCUGUUCCUCUAUCCAAAGGCUUCAGGUGACACUAAAUCAAUAUGAUAAUGAGAAGGUCAAAGCAUGCUCCGUAAACUGUCCUUGCCACCAGCCUUACAACUGGAGGAGUCAAAUUAUAUCCUUGACUGAUCUUAAAGAAGUCUCUAUCGAAGGCUUCGAAGGAGAAGAGCAUGAAGUUGGUCUGCUGAAAGUACUGCUGAGAUGUGCUGCAAUGCUUGAAAGAGUGACCAUCAACUUCUCUAGAAAUGUUCCACGAAGUUGCAGUGCAUACAUGGAACUCCCUAGCAUUUUAAAGGCACAUCCUUCAGUAAAAUUCAAAAUUUACCGCUGGUGCGGUGACCAGGUUUUAUUUGGAUGAUUAGGAUGCUCCUAGAGGUAACGAAAUAUAGUAUGCUUUAGACUAAUCUCACCGAAACUAAAACUUGUGCUUUAUCACAAUUGAUGUUUCUCCCUGUUUGUUGCUGAAUAAGUUUCUAUUACUUCUUUGAA